AUGGCCUAUUUUAAUAAUCACCAGGUGAUGUUCGAGGGCAAGAGGGCGGUAGGCUUGCAGUUUAUACAUGCUGCCGAAAAGAAACAGGCGAGGGCGUCUCGGGAAGUGAUCAUCUCUGCUGGAACUAUCGGCUCUCCUCACAUCCUCCUCUUGUCUGGCGUUGGACCCAAAGAGCAACUCGACCAGUUCAAUAUACCACUGGUUGCUGAUUUACCGGUUGGAAAGCAUCUGCAGGACCAUGUCGGCAUAUGCUACCCAGAGAUUUUAAUCAGCAAAAAUAUAUCACUGAUGAAAGAAGAACUACUCAGCUUUGAGACCAACGCUAAGUGGGAUUUGUUAGGGCUAGGCGCUCUUUCGGCUAGCGGCCUCGACGCUGUUGGCUUCUUUAAUACAGCCGGGUUGGAAAAGAAAGGCGUGCCACCAGAUAUAGAGCUACACAUGGUCAGCUUUGGAAUGGGAUCUAUAGAUGAAGAUUUUACAUAUAAUUGGAUGGGACUCGAUAGAAAGUUUAUCAAGGACGCCAACUAUGCCGCCCAAGAGAAUCGUCCUCUUUUCUCGGGUUAUGAAUUCAUAGCAAACAUCAGAGGUGGCACGCGCGCAGACACUGCCAAGGUUUUCUAA
Priapulus caudatus is the source of this 621-nucleotide messenger RNA. RefSeq names its product oxygen-dependent choline dehydrogenase-like. NCBI's taxonomy places the organism in Eukaryota, Metazoa, Priapulida, Priapulimorpha, Priapulimorphida, Priapulidae. The transcript is spliced from 5 exons. The coding region runs from base 1 to 621 and encodes 206 amino acids. The record is from RefSeq and is a predicted model, not a curated record. Gene Ontology annotation, molecular function: oxidoreductase activity, acting on CH-OH group of donors; flavin adenine dinucleotide binding.